Thyridium curvatum is the source of this 1887-nucleotide messenger RNA. RefSeq lists its product as uncharacterized. The record is from RefSeq and is a predicted model, not a curated record. The transcript has 3 exons. Gene Ontology annotation, molecular function: NADP binding; flavin adenine dinucleotide binding; N,N-dimethylaniline monooxygenase activity. Lineage: Eukaryota; Fungi; Ascomycota; Sordariomycetes; Thyridiales; Thyridiaceae. The coding region runs from base 1 to 1887 and encodes 628 amino acids.
AUGGCUGCCGUUGCAAUCCAACAGGCAAACGUUUGCCAGACCAAAGGCAUGCAUAGUUCAGUGACGAUACAAGAGAUCUCUCCUCCAACCAGCUGCCCAGCGAAUCAAACCAAUACUACCAAUGGCGUCGACGAAGCAUCACUACCACAAAGGCGGAAUGGCGAAAGGGGUUAUUAUAGGAAUGAAGAGCUCGGAGGACCAAUCCACUCGGAAAGACACAUGACAAUUCUAGUUGUCGGAGCUGGUGCAUCUGCUCUCUGUUUCGCGUACAAGCUUCAGCGGUCGUUCCAGAACUUCACUCUCAGACUGUACGAGAAGAACCCGGAGAUUUCAGGAACGUGGUAUGAGAACCGGUAUCCAGGCUGUGCCUGCGACGUACCAAGUCAUAACUACGUCUACUCCUGGGAGCCAAAGUACGAUUGGUCUGCAGUCUACGCUGGCAGCGCUGAGAUCAAAGAAUACUUCAAGUGGUUUGCCGCCAAGCACGAUCUGAACCAGUACAUUACAGUCAACCGAGAGGUUUGCAAUGCCCGCUGGCAUGAUGACAAGGCUCGAUGGGAAGUUUGCAUCCGAGAUGUGAAUACAGGACAGGUCAACACUGAGUUCUGCGAUUUGUUUAUCAAUGCUAGCGGCAUCCUCAACAACUGGAGAUGGCCGGAAAUCGAGGGUCUCAAAGAUUUCAAAGGGACUCUGCUACACAGCGCCAACUAUGAUGAAUCGGCUGACCUCACAGAGCUAACAUUCGGGAGCUCAUCCGGAAUCCAGAUACUACCUGCUAUCCAACCUCAUGCUAAAUCAGUUGUUACCUUUCUGAGGACACCUACCUGGGUGACACCACUCAAAGGAUUCGAGCAGCACUCCUACACCAAGCAAGAGCAGGAAGAGUUCGCGACGAAGCCAGGUGUGCUUUUGAACUGGAGGAAACAGACAGAGAGCAACGUCAACAACAUUUACACCAUGUUUCUUAAUGGAAGCAAACUUCAGGAGACGACGAAGCGCCGGGUUGAUAUGCAGAUGAGAGCAAAGCUGCUGCGUCCUGACCUCCGAGAGAAACUCAUUCCCAAGUGGGACUUCGGAUGCCGGCGAAUGACACCGGGGAUCGACUAUUUGGAGACACUGCAAGCAGACAACGUUGAAUUCGCAUUCGGAAAUAUCGACAGAGUUACAGCAGACGGCUGUGUGGUCGGUGACAAGGAGCACCCUCUUGACGUGCUCAUUUGUGCUACGGGGUUUGACGUCUCUUUCAAGCCGCGCUUUCCUAUCAUCGGUCUCGACGGUCAGAAUCUCCAGGAUCUCUGGGGUAAGGAGGCCCACUCGUAUCUCGGUGUGGCAGCUCCAGCGCAACCCAACUACCUUCAUUUCCUGGGACCAAACUGUCCCAUUGGGAGCGGUCCACUCGUGGGCGCCAUCGAGGCUCAAGCAGAUUACAUGCUCCGCUGGUGCGAUCGGUGGCAGACUGAAAACAUCCACUCGUUCACUCCGAAGCUCGAUGCCAUUGAAGACUUCGCAGCACGAACGGACCUCUUCAUGCGGGACACCAUCUGGAAGAGCGGUUGCCGCAGUUGGUACAAGUCGCACACUAUUGAUGGCCGCGUUUCUGCUCUGUGGCCGGGCAGCUCGUUGCAUUACUUUGAGGCAAUGCAGUAUGUCCGUGCAGAUGACUGGGAUGUGCGCUACACCGGCAAUCGCUUUGACUGGCUUGGUAACGGAUUCAGCCAGACUGAGUGCGACGACACAUGCGACUGGGCCUAUUAUAUCCGGGAUCAGGAUGAUUCCCCUUACUUGAGCAAGGGAAAAGCCCGUCAAGUGCUCACAAAGAGUGGGACGAUGAAACAUGAGGUUGAAGAGGACGACGAGAAUGACAUGGACUGGAAAGCGUGGUGCUGA